Molecule: messenger RNA, 4203 nt
Organism: Exophiala xenobiotica
Lineage: Eukaryota; Fungi; Ascomycota; Eurotiomycetes; Chaetothyriales; Herpotrichiellaceae
Exons: 7
Coding region: 106-4095 (1329 amino acids)
Biological process (GO): intracellular calcium ion homeostasis
Cellular component (GO): membrane
Molecular function (GO): ATPase-coupled monoatomic cation transmembrane transporter activity; ATP hydrolysis activity; ATP binding
Source: RefSeq, a predicted model, not a curated record
CGACACGGCACCCAAGAUCAUUGCCGUCGGUCUUUUCCAACCCGUUACACGCAGUAUGAUGCCUUAAACCCCGUGGACAGUGCCAGAGUGGCACAUUCUAUCAAGAUGGAUCCAGACAAAUCUCGCCCAGGCGCGCAGCCUAUUAGGCGAAGCAGUUCUGCCAGGCGCAUAACCCGCCGGGGCUCGAACAUGAGUACAGCCAGUUAUGUAUCUGAGGUUGAGAUGGCAACCGAAGAGCCAUGGUCGGGUCCGAUAUCAGAGAGCGUUCCCUCGAGUCAAAAUACAUUUGCGUACCAAGGCCGACACAGAAAGCGAGCCGGUUCGAUCACUUCGUACACGUAUUUCGACGAAGAGUCGCCACAGUUCUCUGAUGAUGAGGAAGCUGUCGAGUUCCUAAGUGACGAAGAGGACGGACAAAUACCCGCAGAAGAACGCGAUAUUGAAGCUGGGGACGGCUCUUCGCUUCAUCGCAAAUCUUCAAGCAGACACAGAGCUUCAGUGGACCAGCCGCUACUUCGAAGGCAUGCUUCCACACGGAGUGAUACGCAAGAGCACGACGAGGGCGGGAAUGUGACGCACAGAAUCUAUCUCAGCGCAGAUGAUUUUGAAAUGGUCAUUGCUGGUUUCUCGACCAGUACUCUCGGGUUCCUCCUGUACAUUGCAAUCUGUGUCUUGACCGCUGGUGUCGGCUAUCUUGUCUUUCGUUGGGUUCCACGAUGGCGCAUAUUCCUGGUUGGGUGCCCUACGCCCCUCAAAAAAUGCUCUUGGGUUGUUAUUGAGAACCAAUGGGGCGAAUUUACUGUUCACUAUGUGUCCUCCGAGGAAUAUGGCCAUCCGUUGUCGACUGUCUUUACUCGUUCUGGAAAGGAAAAGCUCAAUGCCUACCGAUAUGACGAAGACAGAGAACUCCCUGUUUUGAGAUACCUUGACUACAGAUAUAUGAGGUUUUUGUACCAUCCUAUUGAGGACAAAUUCGUCCUCAACAAUGACUGGUGGGAUCCUCAGUGGAAGGCCGUCAAGGCCCUACGCGAGGGUCUGGAUACCGAAGAGAGGGAGCCAAGAGAGCAGGUCUUUGGCAAGAACAUGAUCGAGAUCCAGGAGAAGACCGUACCUGAGCUCCUUCUCGAUGAAGCUUUUCAUCCUUUCUACAUCUUUCAAGUCGCAAGUCUCGUCUUGUGGUCCCUGGAUGAAUACUAUUACUACGCCGCGGCAAUCUUCCUGAUAUCUGUCUUCUCUAUUUCCAGCACUGUCAUUGAAACACGUUCGACAAUGCGUCGUUUGAGGGAAAUUUCGCGUUUCGAAUGCGAUGUGCGCGUGCUCCGAAAUGGCUUCUGGCGUUCUGCCCAAUCUGGUGAUCUUGUGCCUGGAGACGUCUACGAAGUUUCGGACCCUUCACUUUCGCAGAUACCUUGUGACAGUCUCCUCUUGUCCGGUGAUUGUAUCAUAAACGAAAGCAUGCUGACUGGGGAGUCCAUUCCAGUUUCAAAGGUACCUAUUACGGACGAAGCUCUGCCAUAUGUUGAUCUUGGUGCGGCUUCAAUUCACCCAAGCGUCGCUCGAUACUUCCUCUUUUGCGGAACAAAGAUAAUUCGAGCGAGACGGCCACAAGAUACCGAAGAUGACGAGGCAGUUGCUCUCGCCAUGGUUGUUCGCACAGGGUUCAACACCACCAAGGGCGCUCUGGUUCGUUCCAUGCUCUUCCCCAAACCAUCGGGUUUCAAGUUCUACCGGGAUUCCUUUCGGUACAUCUCGGUCAUGGGCUUUAUUGCUGCCAUUGGUUUCGUUGCCUCGUUCAUCAACUUCGUCAAGCUGGGCCUAGCAUGGCAUCUCAUCGUUGUUCGAGCUCUGGAUCUCAUUACAAUAGUUGUGCCUCCAGCCCUACCAGCAACCUUGACGAUCGGUACGAAUUUUGCUCUAUCCCGACUUAGGAAACAACAGAUCUUUUGUAUCAGCCCGCAACGAGUCAACGUCGCAGGCAAAUUGGACGUAGUAUGCUUCGACAAGACCGGAACAUUGACUGAGGAUGGAUUGGACGUCUUGGGGGUCAGGCUCGUCCAGCAUCCAGAAAUUCGCUUUGGGGAUAUCCUCGAAGAAGCUCAUGCGAUCUUGCCUCCAGCGUCUUACGACCGUGACCCUACGGUCGACUAUCGUGUCAACAAGAGUAUGCUCUAUGCAAUGGCCACCUGUCAUUCACUUCGACUUGUCGAGGAUGAGCUUAUUGGUGAUCCCCUCGACCUGAAAAUGUUUCAGUUCACUGGCUGGUCCUUUGAAGAAGGGUCCCGCCUCACGAACCAUUUCAUUGAGAUAGGGACGCAUCAGACUGCCCCUAGUGUAGCCCGCCCUCCUCACGGAUUCGAGUACGACCUGGAAGAUUCCGAGGACAAUCCUCACCCAGUUCGGGUUGAAUUGGGCGUACUACGCUCAUUCGAUUUUGUCUCACAUCUACGACGUGCCAGCGUCAUCGUCCGUCAACAUGGGGAUCCCGGAGCAAGCGUCUAUGUCAAGGGUGCUCCUGAAGUCAUGAAGGACAUCUGUACGGCGUCAAGCAUACCCGAUGAUUUUGACGAUCUUCUCAGCUACUACACCCAUAAAGGCUUCCGUGUCAUUGCUUGUGCGUCAAGGUACAUUUCCCGGGUAAGCUGGGAUGAAAUCCAGAGCAUGGAGAGGUCCGAAGCAGAAUCCAGGCUUCAGCUGCUUGGCUUCAUCGUCUUCGAGAACAAGUUGAAGGAAAUCACCACGGAAAUCAUCGAGGAGUUGAAUGAGGCCCGCAUUCGUAACGUCAUGUGCACCGGUGACAACAUCUUGACCGCUAUCAGCGUGGCAAGAGAAUGUGGACUGAUUGACCGCGACCAGCACUGCUUCGUUCCUCACUUCCUCGAAGGGGACAAGAUGGACCCGAAAGCUCGGCUGAUCUGGGAAAGCGUGGACAACCAGAUCUACCAGCUUGACGAGAACACAUUACUCCCGCUGGAAUUGCCUGCCGAGCAGAACACCGCCGCCCCGUAUGAUGCAUUGACCAUCGGGGACUAUACUUUAGCUGUCACGGGCGAUGCUUUCCGCUGGGUUGUUGACUAUGGCUCUUUGGAAGUUCUACAAAGAAUGCUCGUGAAAGGGGCUGUGUUCGCCCGCAUGUCACCUGACGAGAAGCAUGAGCUGGUCGAGAAGCUGCAAAGCAUCGACUAUUGCUGUGGCUUCUGUGGUGACGGUGCUAAUGACUGCGGUGCGCUAAAGGCUGCAGACGUUGGGGUGUCACUUUCCGAAGCAGAAGCGUCUGUUGCGGCGCCAUUUACCAGCCACAUCUUCGACAUUUCAUGUGUACCGACGUUGAUCAAAGAAGGGCGAGCAGCUCUCGUGACAAGCUUCUGCUGCUUCAAAUACAUGAGCUUGUAUUCGGCAAUUCAGUUCACUUCUGUCAGCUUCCUCUAUGCAUCAGCAUCAAACCUGGGCGACUUUCAGUUUUUGUUCAUCGACCUGGCCUUGAUCCUGCCGAUUGCGAUUUUCAUGGGCUGGACCGGCGCAUACCCAAUUCUGAGCAAGAAGCGGCCGACAGCCAAUCUCGUCUCGAGAAAGGUGCUGACUCCUCUGCUUGGUCAGAUUGUGCUAUCUAUUCUUGUCCAAUUGAUUGCAUUCGAAACGGUUCAGAGUCAACCAUGGUACAUACCGCCAAAACUCAACAAGCAAAAAUCCAACGUCGACAACUCGCAGAACACCGCUCUGUUCUUGGUGUCUUGUUUUCAAUACACAUUGUCCGGGGUGGUAUUGAGCGUUGGACCUCCUUUCCGGCAAUCCAUGACGACGAAUGUUCCUUUCUGCGUCACGCUUGCGGUGGCUUCAUUGAUUUCUCUGUACAUGCUUCUCGACCCUGCGAAAUGGCUCGCUGACUUCAUGGACCUGACCGAGAUGUCGCUGGACUAUGAAUUGUUCUUGCUAGCAUUAGCAGUGGCCGGGUCCGCCGUGGCCUACCUCGCCGAGCGGUAUUUCUUCCCACUUCUUGCAAAAUUUGUGGGUCGGCUGAAGUUGAAGUUGCGACCUUCACAUCCUAAAGUCAGGAAGAGAUACAAAGUCAUUAUUGAGGAUAUACAGAAGAGUAAAUAGCCCUUGAACAGCACAUAGACAGCGACAAAUAGAGACAAUCAGGAUCCUAGAAAUGUUCUUAUGGUGAGUAUUGAAUGGCAAGUACGGCGGAGACAUGGUCUCUCCGAC